Molecule: messenger RNA, 333 nt
Organism: Perkinsus marinus ATCC 50983
Lineage: Eukaryota; Perkinsozoa; Perkinsida; Perkinsidae
Product: malate dehydrogenase, putative
Exons: 1
Cellular component (GO): cytoplasm
Molecular function (GO): L-malate dehydrogenase (NAD+) activity
Source: RefSeq, a predicted model, not a curated record
AACGCUGUAACUGAGGUCGUUGAUGCUCUCGCUGGGGCCGGCUCAGCUACGCUCUCGAUGGCCUAUGCUGCCAACAGAUUCGCUCAUAUCCUUAUUCAAGGCAUGAAGGGUAAACCAGCGAAGGCCGCUGCUUAUAUCAACGAGCCGUACGAAGGUAUUGAUUACUUUGCCCACUACUGCGACUUUGGCCCCGAAGGUGUGUCCAAGAUCCACAAGCUGGAUCUCUCUCCUUUCGAAAAGUCGAGACUUCCCGAGACCAUUGAUAAGCUUCGUCAUGAUAUCCAUAGGGGCUUGGAGUUCAUGAGAAGACCGUCGCAGAUUAUCUUACAGUAG